This is a messenger RNA of Colletotrichum scovillei, 5115 nucleotides long. Its product is annotated as breast cancer protein. The record is from RefSeq and is a predicted model, not a curated record. The coding region runs from base 1404 to 3653 and encodes 749 amino acids. The transcript has 2 exons. Gene Ontology annotation, cellular component: mitochondrial outer membrane; cytosol; nucleus. Lineage: Eukaryota; Fungi; Ascomycota; Sordariomycetes; Glomerellales; Glomerellaceae. Gene Ontology annotation, molecular function: protein binding.
CACAACGCUCACGAGCACCGGCACCAUCCCAUCCCAUCCUAUCCAUCAACACCCCCGUCUCAAUUCUCGACCGGUGGACUCGCUGGCGCAUGAACGAAUAACCCUUAGCUCCAGCUCUAGGAACCCAUCCGAGCCCAUUCUCUCAACCUCCCUCCCUCGUGCCCCGCGCCACCUGGAUCGAAGGUACAACUGCUUUAAGGCCCGGUCACCCCUCUCCGACCUCACCUCUUCAUGCCCUGGAGCCGCGGAUACGUGUAUUUGGCAGUUCUUCGUCAGUUGUACGGUAACGCGCAACGCUCACCGCAUAUACCACACCCACUUUGUCAAAGCACCCCUGGCCCAUCUCACUUUUGCCUGUCAAUGACGGCCGUUGCGAACUCUUGGCCCAUCUGACGCCGCUUCUGUAUUACUGAAGGUAAUGACUUUUGCAUACUGUUCACUGGUUCAGUACGUGCACCCCUGACUUGUUCAACAACUAAGCUGCGCUCUCACUCGCCGCCGCUCACCUAAGCCUUUUUUCAUACAUGUACUCGACCAUACCUUGCCGUGGCUUGGCUUAUUUGUUCCCUUUUCUUACCGCAUGCUGUUGUUGUUAAGCCAGCCUUUCUAACUUUCUCACCUUAUCGUCAGCAGUCACAUCAACGUCGUCACCGGCAAGAGCUCGUCCUCCAGCCUUGCCUUUACCCCAUGAUACCGAGGACACCCGGACAUCUCUUCUGAUCCUCAGAGCUCUCCUCUUCCACAAGCAAAAGAUCCACCAGCAGCACAAGCUCACUGAGUGACUGAGCACGCGCUCUCGACCGCUUUCGGCUCUCACUUCUCCAUCUCAGUUUUUAGCUUCCCACGUCUUUGUCUCCAUCUCUAUCCUCGCCGAACAGCGCCAUUUAUCGAGCACCCUUGCGUCCGUUUUUUAUUCCCAGCCAGCUCCGGGUUGCCACCAAGAAAAAAAAGGGACGAAAUCGAAGCUUCCACCAGAGAGCUCCAGACUGGUACACUCACACUCACAAACACUUGCAAGCACACAAAACCAAGCCAACUCACUCACUCACUCCCACGAGGCGGCCAAACUAGGCAAAAGACGUCAUCACCUUCGCCAAUCGGCAUUCCAGAUUCGGACUCUGUCGACCCGUGUUUGUUUCAGCGCCCAAAGUCCGCCGCUGGGGAUCCACGGCCCUUUUUGCCUGCCGCGAGCUUCUCUCACUCUCACUCUCACACUCUGUCAGCGACUCGCCGGAGCACUUCCGGUUUCUAGUCAUCCCCGUCGACUUCCCGAGGUCCCGACUCAGUGACAAACCAGCCCGUCUCGUGAAUUUCUUGUUCUUCUUGUAGUUGGGCCACGUUGCAAUCUGCCCGUAGGAAAUACAUACGCACUCACUCUUGGCCCUUCUCAUCACGCUUUCAGUAUGAGUAGACUGGGCUCGUGGUUCCGCUCGGCGGGCAAGGUAAGCAGCAAUGCGAGCCCGGCCGCGUCGUCAGUCAACCUCUCCUCCAAGGAACUCUCCGCCAAGGAAAUGGCCGAUAUCGAAGAGGCCAUGGUAGCCGCCGCCUUCAUCAUGAACGACGACAUUGAUGGCGCCGAGGAACGUCUGCGCAAGGGCGACUCGGCCUUUCACCAGCUGGGCCUGGCCAUGACGACGUUCCUCCGCUCCGUCCUAGGGUUCGAAAAGGAAGUCAUGAACGAGGCCUCAAAACGGCUGGCCGACACGGAAGCGAAAGCAUGGGCGGAUUACAAAAAGGCAGAACGGGACGCCACGAGCAGUAGGAUUUACGCGCCGGGCACCGAGUUCCUACUCAUCCAUGCCGAGUCGCAGCUCAUGGCGGCCGUCGUAGCCGUGUUGCACGAGAGUCUGACGGAAGCUCUCAAGGGGUUCUAUAAGCUCCGCAAGGCGUUUGUCACCCUUGACAGCAUCAUGAUGCAGGAGGCCAAGGCGCUGGAGAAGGACAAGAACAAGGCUGACCCGCCGCCGCUGCGGCAACGGAUGAGCGAGGAGAAGAUGCCCGGCAGCUUUGACGACGAGGAGUUUGCCGACCUGGAGCGCAAGUCCGAUAGCGACAUUGAGUUUGUAGACGCCAACGAGGUCCCCAAAUCGGGAGCGGUCACCCCGGCGGAAAAGAAGGUGAACGACUCAGCGACGUUGGAGACACCGGCACAGGAUCUGGCCACGCUCAGUCUUGACUCCGGCACAUCGACACCCUCAGGCGAUGCCAAGCUCGCCCCUCUCCAGGUAUCCUCGCAAAUGGCCGACGACUCGGACGCCGACUCUGGCGUCUUCUCGAACCCCGUCGACGCCUUCAUCCACAGCGGUGCAAACAUGUGCUUCGGCAUGCUGCUCUUCAUGCUCAGCAUGGUCCCGCCCGCCUUCUCUCGCCUACUGUACGUUGUUGGCUUCCGGGGCGACCGCGAGCGCGGCGUGCGCAUGCUCUGGAAGAGCACACAAUUCGACAACCUCAACGGUGCCGUGUCGGGUCUGAUCCUCCUGGGCUACUACAACGGACUCCUGGGCCAGGCAGACAUCACGCCCGCGGAACGGGACUUUGACGCCAACGCCGAGAUGGUCGGGUACCCCGCGCAAAAGUGCGAGGCCCUCCUCGCCUCCAUGCGGACGCGGUACCCAGACUCCCGCCUCUGGCGCGUGGAGGAAGCCCGCGUCCUGGCGCAGCAGCGCAACCUCGCUGACGCCAUUAAACUCCUCACGACAGGCCAGGAGUCCAAGAUGCGUCAGGUCACGGCCCUUAACGCCUUUGAGCUCGCUCUGGCGGCCAUGUCGCACCAGGACUGGGAGCUGAUGCAGAAGACGUUCCUCCGCUGCCUCGAGCUCAACGACUGGAGCCACACGCUGUACUACUACAUGGCCGGGUGCGCCGAGCUCGAGCUGUACCGCGACGCCUUCCACGCCGAGAAGAAGGACGAGGACGAGAUGCGCCGCCGCAAGAAGAAGGCCGAGGAGCUGUUCCGCAAGGCGCCGACGACGGCAGGACGGAAGAAGUUCAUGGCGCGCCAGCUUCCGUUUGAUACCUUUAUUACGCGCAAGAUUCAAAAGUGGGAGGAGCGCGCAAAGGAGUUCAAGGUCGACUUGGCGGAUGCCGUCUGCGUCAGCCCCGCGCAGGAAAUGGUCAGCUUGUGGAAUGGUACAAAGAGGAUGAACGACGAGGAGCUGCACAUGUCGAUCAAGAGUCUGGGAUGGGAGCGGUGCACUCUCCCGGCCGAGGCCCUGGAGAAGGUCAAGAAGACGCCCGACGAGGCUUCCAUCCGGUCGAUUUGCCUUGCGGCUAUCUACAGGACCCUGGGACGCUUCGAGGACGCGAGGACAAUUCUGCAGACGGAAGUCCUCAACGCAGACAGAGCGGCAUUCAAGGGCCCGACAAAGGACGAGUAUCCCCUGCCGACAGCCCACUACGAGAUGGCCGCCGUGGCCUGGUUCGAGUGCUGCCAACCCGAGAAGCGUCAGGCCGCGGCAGACGAGCCCACAGACGCCGAGGGUCAGGUCAAGGCGGUGGCAGACUACCGCAAGAAGAAGAUGAACGAGUGCCAGGAGUGGCUCGACAAGGUCGUCGCGUGGGAGGCGUUUGUGUUUGAUGCCAGGUUGGGCAUGCGUGUGCAGGCGGCGCUGGAGACGCUCAAGUGGUUCAAGAAGAAGAACAACUGGGUGUAGAAGGGCGGUAGGCAGCAUUUUGAUUCACUGGAUUUGCUUACACAUAUACAGGAGCCUGCCUUUGGGCGCAUCGGAUCAGGGACCUGGGGGACUGGAACACACGGUUUGGUGUAGACUUUGUCGGUAUAUAUAUAAGAUACUUAGACGUGUUUGGCGAUUUGGGGGGGUAUCCUCGAAACAUAUAACAAGCAACUGCAUUCAUCGCACAGCAGAAUCAUCCAAACUCACAAGAAAGGAAAUAAGAAACCAGUAAAAUCCUCCUCAGCUGCUCUUCUUCCCCUUGCGUCCGCGGCCCUUCUUCAACUCCUGAAUGCCACCCUGCACGAAUCCAACACCAUUGUUGGCCGCCCUCUCACUACGCUCCUUGAUUCGGUGCUUCUCCGCCUCAGCUUUCAUAUCAUCAAUCACGUCCUGCCCUUCGCUCGUGCCAUGAGCCCAAUCCAACACACCCCAGGCACCAAAGUUUCCGUCCCCUUGCCCAGCAUAGUGAAUCGCUGUCCGACGCGUGAUUCCGCCCAUGACGAUACCCGGAACGACGCUGUACCCAGACAUGGCCAUUGUCUCCUCAAUGGUACAGAAGCCAACGAACAGAAAGUACGUCAAUAGAUGAGGACGAAGGACCACAGCCGGCACGAAGAUGGGCACGAUGCGAUGGAGCAGGAACGGAAUCGGGUGGUCGGCGAAGAGCAUCAGCGAGAAUGGCGGCGCGGCGCGGACAUGGGCGUACGAAGCAUGAAGCUUGCCUACGCGCGUAGAAGUGAGGCGUCUGCCGCGGGAGUGUAAGACGCGCGUGUGGAUGUAGUAAGUCAGGACCUCGCGUGCGGCGAUCAGGAAGGCGACGUGCUUUAUGAGCUGGAACGGCAGCGGUAGGGCUGAGGAUGCGCGGAAGAGGGGUUCGCGGAAGUAGGAUGCGUACGCCAGGCUUGUGCCCCCCUCGAGAGCGGCGGACAGGGCGAGAUUGAACAGGGCGAGGGCGAGGGUCUUGAGAAUGGUUGGGCCGUGUGUUGGCGGGAGAGCUGCGGCGCCGGCGGUCUUUAUCGAUUCGGAGAGGGAGGGGAGGAGGGUGUCGAAGAGGAGGAAGGCGAGGGAGGGGAUGAGCCAAAGGAUGAGGCGGAUGGCGACGGCGCCGAGAAGCUGGAUCUUGAGGGGUCCGUGGGAGAGGACGAGGGUUGUCCAGGUCAUGUAGAAGAAGAGGAGGUUGAGAGAGGUCGUCCAGGAGGUUAUGGAGGGGGCGAGGAAGUAGGAGACUAUCGGGAGGGAGAGGAGGAUAUCCAUGGUGUUGAGUGUGUAGGUGUGGUGAGCUGCUGCUAUAAGAUGAGAUGAGUGUGGCUGAGGUCAGGUGUAAGUGAAGUUAGAGUCGAGUAGGUGAGUCCAACUCAAGAGGAUGAAACCAAAGUCUUGAUGGAGAUAUCAGUCUCAAGAUUGAGAACGGCGAUAGACUUUGCGACUUGGCAAAGAACUC